Messenger RNA from Cyprinus carpio (common carp), 1393 nucleotides. RefSeq names its product P2Y purinoceptor 1-like. Gene Ontology annotation, biological process: G protein-coupled receptor signaling pathway. Lineage: Eukaryota; Metazoa; Chordata; Actinopteri; Cypriniformes; Cyprinidae. Gene Ontology annotation, molecular function: neuropeptide receptor activity. Gene Ontology annotation, cellular component: membrane. The record is from RefSeq and is a predicted model, not a curated record.
GUGACAUCUCCAACCUCCAACAAGAAAGUCUGAUGAUCGUCUUUAAUGAACGAUGGAGUCCAAUUCUACCUGUAAAUCUGUCAAUUUUGAUUUCACGCACAUAUUUUUGCCCUCAGUCUACGUGACUGUUUUCAUCCUUGGAGUUAUUGGCAACUGUUUGGGGCUGAAAUCCAUGCAUGAUAACUGGAGGAAAAUUGGUAAUGUAAAUAUCUUUGUGCUCAACCUUUGCCUGGCGGACAUUUUAUAUCUUUUAACAUUGCCCUAUUUGGUGGUUUACUACGCUUCCCGUAGCAAAUGGAUAUUUGGAGAUGUUUUCUGCAAGAUUUUAAGGUUGUGUUUCUGCAUCAACCUGUACGGCAGCAUUGGUUUCCUCACAUGCAUCAGCGUCUACAGGUACCUCGGCAUCGUUCACACUUUGAGAGCUAAAGGCAGAAUUACAGUGAGACACUCUGUGGUGAUUGCUUCGCUGGUGUGGUUUUUGGUUUUUCUUCAGUGCCUGCCUGAUAUGUUCUUUGACAAAACCAACAACAACGUAACAUCAUGUUUUGACACAACCUCGGACAAGUACAUUAGGGAAUACCUGAAGUACAGCAUCGGAAGAACGGUUGUUGGAUUCGUGAUCCCGUUGUUAAUAAUGUUAUGCUCCUACGGACAUGUGGCGUUUACGCUGAUGACAAAGAAAGACAUCGAUGUCAUCUUGAAGCUGAGGUGUCUCAGGCUGGUUGUCAUCCUGACCCUGCUCUUCUCUAUUUGUUUUCUUCCUUAUCAUAUUUUUAGAAAUUUAAACCUGGCAACUCGAAUCUCCAAACUGGACGGCACGUGUCUGAAAUGGUAUUCUAAUGUGUACAUCGCAAACCAAGUUGGUAAUGGAUUGGCCUGCAUGAAUAGUGCGAUCAACCCACUGGUUUACCUCUUUAACAGUGAUGAUUUGCUGAUGAAGUGCUUCGUAAAGUGCGGACGAGCCCGUCAGUCUGCUGCCGUCUCUCUUGUGGCAGACUGUCCCUUACAGAAGCAAACUCUCGACAGCAUGGCAAUGAAUUAGAGAUGAAUAUUCUAUGUGGUGUGAUGACUUUUUCUCGCAUCGAGGACAUACAGUAGCUGUUCAUCAAGAGUGAAUUAAACGAUUCUUAUCUUGUUCAUCUAUGAUAGUUGUGGUUAUCUGGAGCCACACUCUAUGUACACUGUGCAUCUUGUGACAGGAUACGCUCUCAUGCCUCAUUUUAUUCUGAAAAACAGAAGUGUUUGUUCUUGUUUCAACUUUCAACCAUAAAGGUCAUUUUAUGGAAUAAUCAUAGCUAAAUGUGGUGUAUUUUUAUGUGGCUUGCAAUGCUUAGUUUUACACACUGAAUGACUGAAAAUAAAUUUUUGCCUAUGUUUGCAAUUGGCAUACAUG